AUUGUCAGUGUGGAGGAGCUUCCACCGCUGCUGCUGGCCUGUCUGCCUCCAUUCUGUCGCAUCACCUGUGCCUUCCCCAGUCUCAGUCCACGCAUCGCCACAAUCAUGCUGACCAGUCUUUCCAUGAUAGUUAAUGCCGCUGCUGCGGUCACAAAAGACCAUGAACGCAUGCGGCAGCAGAUGCUGUACCGCCGCAUACGCGAUGGUUCACUAGUCCUCUGCGCGUACCCAAACAUUAGGGUCCAUCGGGAAACCGCAUCUACUAGUGCCGUCAGCCAACCUACCUUUCUUGCGCACGAGCGCUUUCUUGUACUUGAUACGGCUGUGAUCAUACCUGGCCCAGGCGGCCUCAAGGAUGUUAUGGACGGUAUUUCUCCAGGCGUGACGGUUGGCGGCAGCGGAUCUAGAAAGCUCAACCCAUUCUCUUAUCCAGUGACGGUGACCCGAUACUGA
Messenger RNA from Dibothriocephalus latus, 453 nucleotides. The record is from the annotation of a GenBank genome assembly. Lineage: Eukaryota; Metazoa; Platyhelminthes; Cestoda; Diphyllobothriidea; Diphyllobothriidae.